ACCGAGCAUGGUUAGCGGUAAUUUGGGUUUCUGCACAUGAUGACCUUCCUCAUCCUCAUCCUCGCUGAGCAUGGCGGAGUCAGAUGGUGUGGAGUUCUUUGCGAAUCGCGCUCAAAGCAGCAUGGCUGACAACAAGAAUAGCGUGCUUCGUUGUACUUUCUCAGCCCCCAGCCACAGCAGCACUCUCCUGAGGGGCUUGUCUGCAUUGCGUGAUCAAGGUCAGUUGCUGGAUGUGGUUUUGGCCAUUGACAACGAGCGCUUCGAGGUUCACAAAGCGGUUUUAGCCUCCUGCAGUGACUACUUCAGAGCCAUGUUCACUGGUGGAAUGAAGGAGUCAAACCAGAACACCAUAGAGCUAAUUGGUCUUUCAGCCAGAGGACUGAAGCACAUUAUUGAUUUUGCCUACAGUUCCGAAGUCACCCUGGACUUGGACUGCAUACAGGAUGUUCUCGGUGCAGCUGUCUUCCUGCAGAUGGUGCCUGUGGUGGAGCUUUGUGAGGAAUUUCUCAAAUCAGCCAUGAGUGUUGAGACUUGUUUAAACAUCGGGCAAAUGGCCACCACUUUCAGUCUCUCAUCCCUCAAACAGUCAGUCGAUGCGUUCACGUUCCGUCACUUUCUGCAAAUAGCUCAGGAGGACGACUUCCUUCACAUUCCAAUGGAACGACUGAUUUUCUUUCUUCAGAGCAACAAGUUAAAGAACUGUAGCGAGAUCGACUUGUUCCAUGCGGCAAUCCGUUGGCUGCAGCAUGAUGCUUCAAGACGAGCUGUAGCCAGCGAAGUGCUCUGCCAUGUGCGCUUCCCACUGAUGCGAUCGUCCGAGCUUGUGGACAAUGUUCAAACUGUCGACAUCAUGGUGGAAGAUGUACAGUGUCGUCACUUUCUCCUAGAGGCCUUCAAUUAUCAGAUACUUCCAUUCCGACAGCAUGAAAUGCAAUCACCACGAACUUCCAUUCGCUCAGACAUUACAUCACUAAUUACUUUCGGCGGGACACCCUACACAGACAACGACCGUACAGUCAGCAGCAAAGUUUAUUUUCUGCCCGACAUCACAGUUCGCCAAUUCAAAGAGUUAACCGAAAUGGAGAUGGGAUGCAGCCAUGCCUGCGUGUCGGUUCUCGACAAUUUUGUUUAUGUGGUGGGUGGGCAGCAUUUGCAGUAUCGUAGUGGAGAAGGAGCAGUUGACAUCUGCUUCCGCUACGACCCCCAUCUAAACCAAUGGCUUCGGAUUCAACCCAUGCAGGAGAGCCGCAUUCAGUUUCAGCUCAACGUACUUCAUGGUCAACUUUACGCUACGGGGGGACGCAACAGGUCUGGCAGCUUAUCAUCUGUUGAAUGCUACUAUCCAAAGAAGAAUGAAUGGAUUUAUGUGGAUUCCCUAAAGAGAAGAAUCUGGGGUCACGCCGGAGCCACCUGCGGAGACAAACUUUACGUCUCUGGAGGUUAUGGAGUGUCUGUGGAAGAUAAGAAGACCCUCCAUUGCUAUGAUUCAACCUUGGAUCAGUGGGAUUUCAAGUGUCCUAUGAAUGAACCUAGAGUCCUGCAUGCUAUGAUUAGUGCUAACAAUCGUAUUUACGCUCUUGGUGGCAGAAUGGACCAUGUUGACCGCUGCUUCGAUGUUCUUGCUGUAGAGUAUUACAUUCCAGAGACAGACCAAUGGACAACAGUCAGUCCGAUGCGUGCCGGUCAGUCAGAGGCUGGCUGCUGUUUGCUGGACAAAAAGAUCUAUAUCGUUGGAGGAUACAACUGGCAUCUUAAUAACGUCACAAGUAUUGUGCAGGUUUAUAAUACUGAAACGGAUGAGUGGGAAAGAGAUCUUCAUUUUCCAGAAUCUUUUGCAGGAAUAGCUUGUACACCAAUAAUACUUCCCCAAACAACCACUCAGCGCUAAGCACAAAAACUUUUACGAUUGCUGUUUUGAGCUCAAGUUACAAGUGCCCACCUGGACAGCAUAAGUAAUGGAAUAAAUGUCUAUUCAUCAUUAAAAAUAAAUAGACAGCGUAAUGUCUUCAUUUUCAAGGCAUUGAUGAUUUAAGGUUCAAAACAGUGUACGUAAAUAACAUUAUAGCUCAAACUGUCCUUUUUGAGAUUGUGCCACAGUGCUUCAUGCUUCUCAAUCCUGUCAUGAUGAAGGUUUCAUAUAAGUGCCUGUGUGAUUUACAAUUACAACCAACAACACUGGGGCAUAUCUUUAUUAUCAAGCUACAGGGUUUAAAACAGGUUCUUGCCGGUGUGGCUAAAUGAUACCAGAAAACAAAACAAAAAAUAUUCAUUUAGAACUAUUUAUAACUUCAAUAUACAAAAACAUUUAUACCAAAUAACAUUUUAAUAUGGUUCAAAAUCAAGUCUUUUUCUGCAAAUAAAUAAAUAAGUCUUGACAGAACUCUGUGUGAUGUUUUAAAUUUGGUCUGAAGUUCAAAUGGCUAACUACAAUUUGGACAACACGGUCAUACACAACACUCUGUAGCUUUGCUAACACUUUCUUAGUUGGGUUUAGGUUUAUAAUUUUGAAUACAUUUUCCUAAUUAUCAUGUUGAUAGCAUGGAGUAUCUGUCUACUCAUCUCAAGUACUUGGCACAUGUUUCUUCUUGUAGAUUGCCUCAGUGUGUUACAUACCUUGCCUACAAAACAGAUCACUGCUUUGCAGGGCUAGCUCAAGCUUGUGCCAGCCCUGCAUUACACUACACAAAUAAACAUGACCAAGAUACAUGUGAAUACAUGGGACAUUUUGUUUAUGGAUAAAAUUGCACUAAAAUAAAAGUAUACACAUGUAAUUUAUAUAUACAGAAUGCCGGGGUGGCAGUCUGGCAGAUAAGUAAAAUGAGGACUGCAUUCCUGUCCAGUUUUUUUUUUACGCCCAUCAUUCGCUAACUUCCCUCAUCUCAUUCCCUUGGAUGUACGUCAUGGAUUACGUUACGCAAGUGUCCACUACUGGUGGAACAUCUGAAUGGGUGCACUUGAAAACUACACGGUUGUGUCGUCACAAUAACAUUACAUUCUGGGACAUACAGGUGCUGGAGUGGAUAUUUGAAGCCGACUCACUCCCUCCAUCAAAAUCAAGGGAUCCGAGGGUACGGGUAUGUCCAUUUAAGCUUCCCUUGUUCACUUGAGGAAAUGGAAUGCAGUUUUAAUAUGACAUUAAGGAUCUCCUCCAAGGGAACACAGGAAGGGGAAGUUCACAAGUGCACUGGAAUGCAGCCAAUGUUUAGAAUUACUACGUUGAUGCAAAAAGUGUGCAAUUAGGGUUUUGUUUUUGAUUUUUCCCUAUGCCACCACAGAAUCAGGUUUCCUGUCAGUAUAACAUUAUCACUGUAAAAUUUAGAUUGCUACCCACCUCUCCAUUUAUCAAACUGGAAUUGACUGCCAAUAGAAAACAAGUUUUAAAAAGUGCCUCAUGAAAAAAUGUGUCUGUCUGAUUGGUGCCAGUAAUGACUUUUUGAAAUGAGUGUAAUAAUUCAAAAUGAAUGUUGUGUAUUGACUGUAAUACGAAUAACAACGUAAAUGUUUCUUCAUCAUGCUGCCUCAGCUGUCUUGCUGUGCUAGGCAGAUGCCUAGUUCUCCUACAGUAUACCAAAGUCUCUUUAAGGCAAGUCAUUUCACUUUGCGGCCAUCUUUGUAACGGCUCUCUGGCAGUAUGCUCAGGCAUUCUGUUUGAAUGAGGAAAUAUCAAAUUCUUCAAAAUUGCUUGCCAAGAAAAUCAAGAUGUCCACAUUCCAGCCCGCAGCUUGAUGACAUAGGCUAUCGUCAACUAUGUAGCAGACCUUGUACCGCCUACUAAGGUAACGCAAAUGCUACUGUGACAGUUGGGUUUAAGGUAGGAGGAGGUGUAGGCAAUCGUCAACUAUGUAGUGGACCUUGUACCGCCCACUAAGAUACCGCCCAUGCUUCUGUAACGGUUGGGUUUAGGGUAGGGGAGGUAUAGGCAAUCGUCAACUACGUAGCAGAUCUUGUAACGCCCACUAAGGUACCGCCCAUGCUACUGUGAUGGUUGGGUUUAGGGUAGGGGGAGGUGUAGGCGAUCGUCAACUACGUAGAGGAACUUGUACCACCCACUAAGGUACCGCCCAUGUGACUGUGACGGUUGGCUUUAGGGUAGGGGGAGGUGUAGGCGAUCAUCAACUACAUAGCGGCCCUUGUACCGUCCCACUAAGGUAAUACUCAUGCUACUGUGACGGUUGGGUUUAGGGUAGGGGGAUGUGUAGGUGAUCAUCAACUACGUAGUGGACCUUGUACCACCCACUAAGAUACCACCCAUGCUACUGUGACGGUUGGGUUUAGGGUAGGGGGAGGUGUAGGUGAUUGUCAACUACGUAGCGGACCUUGUACUGCCCCCUAAGGUACCGCUUAUGCUACUGUGACGGUUAGGUUUAGGGUAGGGGGAGGUGUAGGCGAUCGUCAACUACAUAAUGGACCUUGUACCGGCCACUAAAGUACCACCCAUGCUACUGUGAUGGUUGGGUUUAGGGUAGGGGGAGGUGCAGGCGAUCGUCAACUACGUAGCGGACCUGGUCAACUACGUCAUUAAACUGCGGGCUGCAGCGAGGACUGUCUCAAGAAAAUUGCCAGAAAUUCUACAACCAUAUCACCCUGCAGCCCAAGACUGGUUACUCACUGAAGCUAAGCAGGGCUGAGCCUCAUUAGUACCUGGAUGGGAGACCACAUGGAAAAACUAGGUUGCUGUUGGAAGUGGUUUAGUAAGGCCAGGAGGUGAGGCUUAACAUGCGGUGUGAGUUCUAGUGCCCCAGUAUAGUGAAGAGGAUACUAUACUGUCAGUGAGACAUUAAACCGAGGUCCUGACUCUUUGUGGUCAUUAAAAGUCCUAUCAUAAAGAGUAGGGGUGUAACCCCGGUGUCCGGGCCAAAUGUUCUCCAUAAUGGCUUCCCAAUCAUCCCCAUCCACCGAAUUGGCUGUAUCAUUGUCUCACCUUUACACCAAUAGCUGGUGUAAGU
This is a messenger RNA of Danio aesculapii, 4946 nucleotides long. RefSeq names its product kelch-like family member 26 (gene klhl26). NCBI's taxonomy places the organism in Eukaryota, Metazoa, Chordata, Actinopteri, Cypriniformes, Danionidae. Gene Ontology annotation, molecular function: protein binding. The record is from RefSeq and is a predicted model, not a curated record. The coding region runs from base 71 to 1888 and encodes 605 amino acids. The transcript is spliced from 3 exons.